Messenger RNA from Thalassophryne amazonica, 3914 nucleotides. RefSeq names its product double zinc ribbon and ankyrin repeat domains 1 (gene dzank1). Gene Ontology annotation, molecular function: protein binding. The record is from RefSeq and is a predicted model, not a curated record. The transcript is spliced from 18 exons. Lineage: Eukaryota; Metazoa; Chordata; Actinopteri; Batrachoidiformes; Batrachoididae. Gene Ontology annotation, biological process: eye photoreceptor cell development. Bases 1406 to 3265 code for a protein of 619 amino acids.
AUAACAAAAGCAAAUACUUGAUCACUAAUAUAAAAUAAGGAAUUAGCACAGAUAUUAUCUAACAAUUCUAAAGUCAGUUUUAAGCAGAAAGGAGGCCGUUUUAAGCAGAAAUGAGGCGAAACUUGAUGACACUUUGAAUUGACCGACGCGCAGUGAACGCAUCAGCUAGCAGCAUGUGUAGCUGCAGGGCUCUGAUGGCUUCACCCAUCUUUUAUUCUGAAAUAAUGAUGAAUUUAUGUGGAAAUGAUUGUUGUAUUACAAAAGCUUCAGAUAUCUGUCGCUGAGAUAGAUGACGACUGGAGCGCAGUUUGAAGCAGAAACCCGCGGCUAAUGAUGCAUGCGCAGUGAAGCAAGGCAGACCAAUUUUUAGGGGGGAACUGUUCAGUCGGCGACACCGGACCUGGGACAUGAAAAGGGAUUAACAUGGAUAAAGUAGGAGUUGUGUCGGCAGACAUUAAUUUGCAUCAGAUACAGCUUUGUGUAGCAGGCAGGAAAAGACGGUGAAAUUACUUCUGACUGAAAGCUGUUUGUGUUUCAUUUGUGUUUCAAACACUUACCUUGGUCACUACAAUACAUCUAUAUGUUUUUCAGAAACUAUUUUUGCCACUGAACAUUGUGCAACAAUUUACAGUAAUAAUGUUAUAGAAAAGGUGUUGGAGGACAUGUUUUGUUGGCUAAUGUAGCUGUUGUUCAUGGUUUGUUAUCUGUGCUUGCAAUGUUGAGAUAAGUACAUGUUUUUAUGCUAUUCAUUCAGGCUGGUGUUUAUUUUAUUUUUUUAAAUUCUAUUUUAAAUAAAGCUGAAGACAUUUUCUACUUUUCACUGUUAUUGUUCAGAAGUUUUUCUACUGAAGCCCAUCUGAUUUUCUAACUACCGGCCCUUCUGAAAAUAAAGUGGCCACUGUGUGGCGCUAAUUGCGUAUAGCUAACCGUGUGGAGCUAACCUUGUAGAGUUAACUGUGCAGAGUUAACUGCGUGGAGCUAACUGUUUGGAGCUAACCUUGUAGAGUUAUCCGUGUAGAGUUAACUGUGUAGAGUUAACCGUUUGGAGUUAAUGGCUUCAAAGGCAUCUGCAUUUUGGCUUCUUUGACAAAAAUUGCAGCCAAAACAAACAGAAAAAUCACAAAACAAUCUUCCUGUUGGCAUAUGUGCACCAUCGACCUGACACAACCUAAUUUACACAGAUACACAGUGCAUUUGUGCUGCAUUAGCUUGACUGUAUCAAAAAAAUAAAUAAAAAUAAAAAAUCUGCAUGUUUUGCAUUUUCCCAAAAACAUCUGUGGAACAUAAACCCCGUAUGUGAUAACGCUGCAGCUACAUCGUCACGUUUCACACCGACGGCAGAGAAAGCGCCACAGUGACCAAACUGUUCUCUGUUGAAGCUGUAGAACCUGAGACCCAGAUACAAAUGAGGGAGAACCCUCUGCAGAGGAACCAUAAGUGUUUGCCUGAAGGAACCUCAUGGUUGGCUGAGAACUCUGGUGGUUCUUCGUUCCAGCUCCCAGGUCCAGUGCUGAUAGAGCCAGAGAUGAGAGGAAAAAGUUCCACUCCAUCUCAACUUCCAUUCCGGAGUAGCCGACUGGGCAGUCAGACCCCUAAACCCAAACUUGGUUCCUGCGGAGCAUCUCUGUCAGCGAUUUCAGGUUUCCUCAAAGAGCUUAGCACCGUGAAAACAUCACGUACCCUUCGGCAGUCAGGCUUCCUGCGGUGUGCCAAGUGUUUGUCUCAUCGUCCUGCAGACCCUGAUGCUCAUUUCUGCACUCAGUGUGGCGCUGUGGUUCCUCCAGUUCCUGAACAGAGACUGCCCCCUGCUGAGCGUGGACAGACGGGGUUCUGUGCCAGCUGUCACACCAUAGUUCCAGUCAGCUGUGGCAGCUGUGUAAUCUGUGAGUCCUUCAUCACUCCUGAUCUUCAGCAGCAAGCUGGCCUCACUGUACAGGGUCAUGUGAUAUGUGUUUGCUGUGGAAGUGGAAAUCCAACACACCUGUCCAGCUGUGUGAGCUGUGAAAGCCGCCUUCCAACGGCAGUGUCUUGCAGUAACAGCACCCCCUGUGCCACCUCAGGAGAUAACAGAAUGCUUUUGUGUUCCAAAUGUAAACGCCUGAACCACAGGGAUGCCAGAUACUGCAACUGGUGCGGCUUCAAGCCUGGACAUGCAGUCAACCGUGUGACGUGUUGCCGCUGUGGAGCGAGUGAACACCCAUACGCCUUCCACUGUGCAGCCUGCGGCGCAUUUUUGGAAGCACCAGUUUCACCUACUUCAUGCACCAAAGGCAGUCAGUCCACAGGGGGCGCCAUUACUCACAACCAGGUACACUGCUCUAGCAGCAUCAGAACACUCAAGGGGCCUUCCUGUGACACCACCUGGCACACCACCCACCGAGUCAUCAACAUGGCCCUGCCCACUGCCGACCAGCAGACACAGACUGUGGGACUUUUCUACCCGUCAUCCACUGAGCUGGAGAGGAAGGAACAACAGAGGGCGCUAGAGCUCAUUAGGAAGCAGCACAUGAGAGACGGCCACCUGCUGCUGACCGCCAUCAGCCCAGGCAGAGGUUACUGGAGGAAGCAGCUGGAUCACGUGUGCGCCCAUUUGAGGAGCUAUGCCCAGAACAACGCCCCCUUCAGGGCUCUGCUGGGAGAGCCCCGGCUGGGCCGGAUGGUUUCAGCCGUGAUUCAGGAGGACCAACAUGAAGUUAGUCUGACCAUAAGCUUCUUGUCAGCCAGGCAGGAAACACCCCAGAUGGAUGCUGUAGGGGGCGCUGUGGAACCUGCAGGAAAUGGUCAGUCCGCAGGACUCGGCAAACCCCAGAAACCAGUCCAGACACCUAAACCUCCACUGCUGCAGGAGCUCGGUCCAAACCGGGGCCAGAUCAAUGUCAUCGCACAGAUCCUGGAUCAGGGGGCAGAUCCCUCCUGCUGCAGCAGUGAUGGAAGCCACGCUCUGGUGGUUGCUGUGGAGAAUGGUCACCAUGACAUCAUCCCUGUGCUGGUGCAGCGGGGCGCUGACGUGAACCAGCGGUCAGGACGGAUGAAGAACACGGCUUUACACCAAGCAGCAGCUUUGGGUUCUGAAGGCCUGCAGAGCGCUCAGAUCCUGCUCAGCUGUAAGGCCAGUGUGAGGCUGAGGAACGCCAGAGGUCAGACACCAUAUGAUGUGGCGCUGAGCUCCGGCUGCGACGCCAUGGUGUCUCUGCUGGCCGCUGGGACAGGUCGCGACAUGCUGGACAAACUAGGACAACCCAGACCGGACCUGGCUGUCAGGUGACCCCCACCCGGGUUCAACCACCCUGUUUUAGCCUCAGAGCAGUUAUAAGAAAUAUUCUAUUAGAAAAAGUGUUUCAAGUAAUGCCAUAUUUUAACCCUCCGUGCAUGAAUUAUGACGUUUUUAUUCUUUGGGCAUGAAAAGAAAAAAGUUUGAACUUCUUUUAAAAAACACUUUUUUUUACAUGUCCACUGAGGUGAUGAUGUGUUUGAGUUUUUAACUAGAAAAAUCAAUGAAUGAAUAAAAAGACACAUUAUGUGAAAUCUAUAAAUCAUGUGGAUUUUUAAUGAUGAUAAACAUGUUUUCUUCCAGUCCUCUGUCUGUCCCUCAGUGUCUCACUCUGUCCCUCCUCCCCUUCAAACUCUGUUUUAUCUUCACAUUUUAGGCAGAACCGCAGACAAGUCGAUCCUUCUGCAUAAGACAAUAAAAAGGUGCUUUUGUAAGAGAUGCAAACUGACGUAAAUCCACAAAUUACAGUUGGCGCGCGGAAUGCAUGCUGGGAUAGUGUCUUCUCUCUUGCGUCUCGGCAACAUUCCGGAUGUGAUGACAGUUUUGCGAAGGGCCAAAUUUAACUGUAAAUUUGUCAUUUUUUAAAUGAAGAUUUCUUUGUUGAAUGACAGAUCUGGGCAGAUUUACUUUACUACAUUCAGAA